Messenger RNA from Drosophila nasuta, 4794 nucleotides. RefSeq names its product Tis11 zinc finger protein (gene Tis11). The transcript is spliced from 4 exons. The record is from RefSeq and is a predicted model, not a curated record. Lineage: Eukaryota; Metazoa; Arthropoda; Insecta; Diptera; Drosophilidae. Bases 720 to 2012 code for a protein of 430 amino acids. Gene Ontology annotation, molecular function: metal ion binding; mRNA binding.
ACACCGCCGCUAUAUUUGUAAAGUUCACGAUUGAGAGCGGACGUGUUUUUUUGUUUGCUGCACACACACAACAAUAAACACAAAGGUGCAAAACGUGCCACAGGAUCCAUUUGCAACUCGUAAAUUCAAAUUGUAGUUUUUUGUGCACACUCGUCAUCAAAAUAAAUACAAAUCGAAAAUUCAAAAAAAAAAAAUAAAAAUCAAAAUACGUGAGUCCGCAGCAAACUUUUGUUGAUUGAAAUGCAGCACGCGCAAAGCAAUAACAAUAACACCAACUACAACCAUUACAACUACAACUACAACAACAAUAACGAACUACAACUUAACUAGCAAAUAUCAAAAGUUUCAAGAAGCCGCCAUAACAACAAAUACUGCAAAGUGCAAAUACAAAAAAAAAAAAAAACAACACAACAACAACAAUAAUAUUGCAAAAACAAAAACUAAAUAAAUUCAUCGCAAUCAAUUUCUCAAGUCAGCAAAAGAAAAGAGUUUAAAUUCAAAUACAACAAAAAAAGGCAAAAUCGAAUAAUAUACAAAAAAAAAAAACCAAAACUAAAACACAUACAACAAAAGAUAAAGCAAUUGUUUUUGCACUCUGUCCAGUGAAAUACGAGCGAGCGAGAGCGAGUAGCAAGAAGGAGCAGAGCUGAAGAGAGGAGCGAGAGUGAGAGAGCAAAGGCCCAUCAAAUAAUCAUAAUAACAACAACAACAACAACAAAAUGUCGGCGCGAAUUGUGAAAAAACCGACUUCGAUUUUUGGCGGCGGCAAUUCACCAUAUUUCGAUUGCGGCGACAUUCUCCAAGCGGUUGCCAGUGAUCUGCAGCAGCAGCAGCAGCAGCAACCGGAUCACAUCCUGCUCGACGCCAGCAUGGAACAGCAGCAGCAACAACAACAACAGCAGCAGCAGCAGAGUCGCCAACGUCGCCUGCACGGUUUACUCACACGCACAAUUUCACAGCCAACACAGCAUCAGGUGAAUCAGUUGAACCAACAACAGCAACAACAACAACAGCAGCAACCGAAUGCUUCGCUGGUGACAAUUAUCGAGGAUCUGAACAGCAUGAAUCUGCAUCGCAAGCUGGAGAGAACGCAGUCGGAGCCGCUGCCGCCGCAGCAGCCAAUGAACACAUCGCGCUACAAGACGGAGCUGUGCCGUCCCUACGAGGAGGCAGGGGAGUGCAAGUACGGGGAGAAGUGUCAAUUCGCCCAUGGUUACCACGAGUUGCGCAAUCUGCAGCGUCAUCCCAAGUACAAGACCGAAUACUGUCGCACCUUCCACAGCGUUGGCUUCUGUCCCUACGGACCGCGUUGCCACUUUGUGCACAAUGCGGACGAGGCGCGUGCCCAACAGCAACAACAACAGCAGCAACAACAGCAACAGCAACAACAAGCUCAAGGCAAAUCGUCAGCGUUUGCUUCGCCAACUGGCAACAACAAUUCACCAAGCAGCAACAACAACAACAACAUUUCGAGUGGCAACAUUACGAGUGGCAACAUCAGUCAAUACUUCUUGCCACUGAGUCCGCCACUGAGCAUGAGCACAGGAUCCGAUCGCGAGUCUCCCACUGGAUCGUUGUCGCUCUCGCCCACAAAUUCGCUCACAAAUUUCCCAUUCCACGAUGCGGUUGCCUAUUUGAACAUGCCACCAAAUGGGGCAGGCGGUGGCGGCAGUGUGGUGGCAACAAAUGCAGUUGGUGGCAUCUUGAAUGGUCAUCAUUCAGCUCAUGCUGGAGCUGGAGGAUCGACAUCGACAUCAUCAUCAUCGGCAUCGGCAUCGUCCACCUCGUCGCCCCCCCACGCCCCCCGACAGCCCAAAUGCGCCCAUUUCGCCUGUGCACACGCCACCGCCAUCGUCACAGCAACAACAACAGCAGCAGCAACAACAACUCUAUCAGGAGGUGCAACAUCACCAGGUGCACAAGCAGCUGGUGCAGAAGAGCGUCAGCUCACCAAUGCACUUGCAACAACAUCACCUGCAACAACAACAACAACAGCAACAACAACAACAUGAGGAGGCGCCUCGCUUGCCGGUGUUCAAUCGUCUCAGCUCAGCUGUGGAGACUUAUCAGCAGCACUCCAAUCUGGGACUAUAAAAAGUGCAUUCCCCUCCUCCUCCCCUUCACCCUUUCCCACCCCCCUUUCACUGCUACCGACAACAAUCUCAACAACAACAACAACUUCAACUAAGAACCCUUUUUAUGGCAAGCACACAUUUUCCCUCCCCCCUCCACACCCUUCUGUUUUAACAACACUUUUUCAAACUCUUUCUCUCUCCCUCUCUCUUUCUCUCUCUGUUAUGGCAGCCAUAUUGCACUAUUGUCAUCUCACUCACACUGUUAACUAAUGCUUGCAUUAAUUUGCCUCUAUUGUCAUCUCACUCACACUCAAACAGCAAAGUGCAAGUAAGCUAUCGAUAUCGAUAUCGAUAUUAUGUUAUCGAGCGACAAGUUCGCUCUCAAUUUUGCUCAAACGCUCCCCCCCUCCCCUCUCCCUCUCUCUUUCGCACUUUGUCGCUUUUGUUUAAUAUAUUUAUAUGCAACCAAUUACACACACACACACACACACACAAUUUAAGCUUAAGUUUAGUUAAGUUAAGCUCAAGUCAGCGCCUUUUUACUGUUAUUCGAGUCGCGCGUCUUCCAACAACAACAACAACAACAAAAACAACACAAAAAACAUGAGUAGAAGAAGAGUAGUAGAAGAAGAAGAAGCAGAAAGAAAAGAAAAGCAAAAGCAAAAGUUGUUUGUGUUUGUGGUGUAAAUACAGUUGAUUUUUGAUAACGAUAACACGAUAACGAUAACACGAUAACGAUAGAUAGUUGUAGCUGCGCAAAAAACGAUUUUGAUAUACCUCUUACAGUUACAACAACAACAAGCACAACAGCAAUACAAAUUUUUUAGUUAUUUUUUUUUUAUUAUUAUUAUUAUUUUUUAUUUUUAUUGAAAAUUGAUUUCAUUAUUUUUUUUGCUGACAACAAAACAAAACAUAAUUUAUUUUCAUACCAACAACAACAACAACAAUUUAAUGUUAAUAAUUUAUGAAACAAACACACAUGCAUACACACACACACACACACACACACAUUUUUGACCAUUGAUAAUUUUAUAUAUAUAUAUGUAUAUAUGAAAAAGCGAAAUGAAUAUAUAUAUACAGAUAUAUAUACAGAUAUUUAAAUGUAUGUACCGAAUAUGCAUAAUAAUGAUAAUUUUCUUGUUAAUUAUGUAAUUUUUUUAAUUUAUUACGUUUUUUUCGCAACAUUUCUCUUUCUACCGGGUGCAGAGUUAUACAUUAUUAAUUAUGCCUAUGAUUACGAUAUAAUAUAUUUAAAACAACAACAACAACUAUUUAUACACAAAAUGUAAAGUGAAAUCGAUUGAUCUUGACUAUCGGUUUGACUAUCGAUUGCACUGAUUCUCUUGUAACAACAACAACAACAACAACAGUGUUAAAUAAUAUUAUUAAGCGUGUUUGCAUGAGCCUUAAAAAUACGCGAUAACUUAAACAAACAAAUUUAACUAAUUAAUUAAAUUAUUAUAUUCUUUGUAAACAAUUUUUUACGCGAUGCCUUUAAACAUUAGCCCCUAGCUAUACAUAUAUAUACCAUAUAUAUAUAUGUAUAUAUAUUUAUAAAACAACAACAACAACAAAUACUACUAUAGUAUAUAAUCUACCGAUCUGUCUAUAUAUAUACAUACUUCAUCCGCAUAUAUAUGGAGACAACUUACAACUUACGAAAACUAUUCAAUUGACAAACAAGAAGAAGAACCAAUCAACCAACUAAAUCAAAUAUUUAAUUAUUUCUCUAUUUAUUAUUGUUUUUUUUUUUUAUAUAACUAUUUAUGUCAGUUGUCAAAUUCGAGCUGAAAUGAAAUGGAUAAAGGAUAAUGGAUAAAAUAUAUGGGGGUAAAUCAAAUUCUCAAAGUGCCUUAACAAUAAUUUUAUACCGAAAGAAAAAGUGAAACAAAACAAAAAGAAAACCACAAAAACAAAAAAAAAAAAACAAGUUUAUGAAAAUGUGUGAGAAAAAGAAAACACGAGAAAAAAAGUGCAAGCAGCAUAUUUAUUAUUUAUUAUUAUAUUAUAUUAUUUGCAUUAUUUUUAUUAAUUCUUAUUAUUAUUAUUUUUAUAAUUAUAUAUUUUUUUUGGUAUGUAUUUAAAAUGAAAACAAAAGAAGGUUACGUUUACAUUCUAAUUUUUAUACACACACACACACACCAACACAUUCACACACACACAUACAUGUAUAUUUAGUUCUUUUCUAUUUAAUUUCUUAACUGCGUUUCGAUUCUUCCCAAAAAUUUGCUCUUCCUUUUUGUACAACAAACAAAACAAAAGAAAACCCAACAAAAAUCGAAACGAAACGAAACGUAAUGAAAACAUUUUUGAAUUACGCGCCAAAUUUACCUGACGUCUUCCCUUGAAAACUUUAAUCGAACAGCUUUAUCGACUAUCGAUAAACAAUCGAGCUUUCUUCUUCGUCUUGCGUAUGCCAGUUUCUUUAUUUUUAUACUUUUUAUUUGCGUUUAAAGUUUAAACUAUUGCAUUAAACACACACACACACAUACAUAUACAUACAUCCCUAUAUAUAUACAUAUAUAUACACGCAUAUAUAUUUAAAUACUAUGUACAAAAGAGACAAAAACAACGAAAAAGACAAAUGUAAUUGAACAAGAUUCGUAUAAAAAAAAAAACAAAAAUACAUACAUUUUUAACUGUACUAUGAAUUUUGUUGAAUGAAUGAUAAAAAAAAAAACAAACAGUUAUGCUUCCAUUAAACACUAAUUUAUGUGUG